Messenger RNA from Triplophysa dalaica, 619 nucleotides. It is a transcript of the gene ccl27a, whose product is annotated as chemokine (C-C motif) ligand 27a. The transcript is spliced from 3 exons. Bases 65 to 355 code for a protein of 96 amino acids. Gene Ontology annotation, biological process: immune response. Lineage: Eukaryota; Metazoa; Chordata; Actinopteri; Cypriniformes; Nemacheilidae. Gene Ontology annotation, cellular component: extracellular region. The record is from RefSeq and is a predicted model, not a curated record. Gene Ontology annotation, molecular function: chemokine activity.
GACGGGGGUUGAACGUGCUUUUAGACCUUCGUCAUGUUGAUUCGCUCUCAAUGUUGAUUUAAUCAUGGAGCUGAAAGCAACAUGUGCUCUUCUUCUGCUCAUCAUGUGUGUCACCAUCUUCACCAGCACUGAAGGUUUCGCCUGUUGUUUGGAUGUUUCAAAUAAAAUCCCCCCAAAACUGCUGAGAAAGGUCUCUAGAUAUGAAAAACAGAAGAAAUCUGGUACUUGUGACAUUGAUGCGGUGGUACUUUACAUCGACCACAGAAGAAUCUGUGCACAUCACAGAGUGCUGAAAGCCUUGAAGAAAAUAAAGAGAGAACAACGACGGACGCAGAAGGUUAAUGCAGAGAAAUAAACAUGUGCUGAAAACUCAAAGUCCAGCAGAAAUUCAUUCAUGGGCAUUAAUUACAGUUUAUUUACUUCAUUUAUUUCCACUAGUAAUAUCAUUUCUUAUAUCAUUCAUGCAUGUUAUUUGUAUGUAGUGGAUUUCCUUCAGUUCAGUGUUAUCUGUGUUUCUUGGUAUUGGACAUGUAUGUAUUCUGACUUGGAGAUGUAUUGUUAAGAAAACUCAAAAUGUACUCAGUAUACCUAAUAAAACAUCUAGAUGUUGAGGCAACUA